Messenger RNA from Closterium sp. NIES-67, 1131 nucleotides. The record is from the annotation of a GenBank genome assembly. Lineage: Eukaryota; Viridiplantae; Streptophyta; Zygnematophyceae; Desmidiales; Closteriaceae.
AGUCUGGAAGAGGAGACCAGCUGCAUCAAGGACCUGUGGCAGCUGCCCAUCAUCCCAUGGAAUGGGAAGACUCCAACAGCAGCAACGGCAGCAGCGGCAAAGGCAACAGCAGGAGGAGAUGCAACUGCACCAACUGAUGGGGUCCUGGAAGCAGUCAAGAAAGUGCAGCAGCAGCAGACACAUGGUGAGGUGCUUGCUGGUGUGGAUGCAAGUGCGGCAUGGGCUAAGGCUUCACCAAGGAGUGGAGAGGCCGAUUGGGAGACAUGGCAUGAGAGGCUGUGUCAUGUGAACUUCCCUAUGCUGCAGAAGUUGGUGAAGGAUGGGAGCCUGAAGGGCUUGGAGGUGAAAGGGGGAGUGAAGGAGAUUGGGAGCUGCCCUACAUGCUUGGAGACCAAGUUCUCCAAGCACAAGUAUGGACCUGAAGGGGAGCUGACCCGCUACAAGUCUAGGCUUGUGGCACGGGGGUUUCAGCAGACAAAGGGGAAGGACUAUGAUGAGGUGUUUGCUCCUGUGGGGAAAGGAACAACACUGAGGGUGCUGUUGGCGAUAGCUGCACUCCUGGGAUGGAAGAUACGGCAGAUGGACAUUGUGACUGCCUUUCUGAAUGGGAUCAUUCUGGAGGAGGUGUACAUGAAACAGCCAGAGGGGCUGGAUGACGGGAGCGGCAGGGUCUGCAGGCUGAAGAAGGCCAUCUAUGGCCUUAAGCAGGCGCCUCGUGCAUGGUAUCACAAGUUGGAGGAGGCGCUGUUGGCUGGGGGUUUCAAGAAGAAUGUGGUAUGGUCGAUGAUGGUUGGCAGCCAGAGGGGGAGAUUGUUGUGUGAUGUCAUCAUAUGCUAUCACAUUCUGUCUGCCUCUCAUCUCUUGUUUCAAUUCGUAUUUGUGAUGAUAGAUCUUGAGAAGAUCUUUCCGACGCAACAAGAAUCGCUUCAAUCGGAGCAAGAAUGCGAAAGCUAUGAAGAUUCAAAGUUGGCAAGGGUGGCCAACUUGGAUGGAUUGGUUGGGAAGGGACAAAUGUCAAAGUUUGGGUUCCUAUAGGGAGGGAAUCUUUGUGCUUAUGGGGUUUCCUUGGUUGGGGACUCUCUUGGGACCUCCCCUCUCAUCCCUCUCUUCCUAUCCCAACCUUUCUCUUGC